AUGGGACGUGCAGCGUACCUUUUGUAUUGGCACGAAUUUCUUUGGAAAGUCAUGGUGAAGAUCCUGUCUUCGCUACAGGCGAACUGCAUGGGAUUGAGCCCACGUGGGGAUGUAGCCGUUCUUGGUGGGAAAAAAUGCAUGGGGCUAGUUGACGUGGACGUGAAUCCAGGGACACUGCUUUCGAGAUCCGAUCGUUCCUCGAAGUAUGACGUCGCUUGCGUAUCGUUGAGCCAUGCUUCCGACGGGGCCGUUGCAGUCGCAUCCAACAACAUCGUGGAACUAUGGCGCAUCUCCGAAGACCACCUCGAUUUGAAGAGCGUUUUACGUGGACACGCGCGCGCAGUGACUGACAUUGAUUGGUGUUCUGGCGAAGAAUCGCGUCUUGCUAGUUGUUCAAUCGACACGUAUAUCCUGAUAUGGGAUCCUAGAGAUGCCCGUUGCCAACGGAGACAUUCGCCGGCGAUCACGUUUUCUGCGAUGAAUGCCGCCUCUCAGGUUAGGUGGUCGCCAAUCCGGCCGGAGUAUUUGGCGUCAGCGCAUGAGGGUGAUGUCAGGGUUUGGGACGUUCGGCAACCCUCGGGACCAUUUCAAUACAUCGGUGCUCACUCAAGUAAAAUCCAUGGUAUCGACUGGGAUCCUCUGGAUCCGAACAGGAUCGUAACUUCUUCGCAGGAUCGAAGUUGCAAGGUCUUCGAUAUUCGCGAGCCAAAAACUCCCGAAAUUGUCAUAAACACAAAGUAUCCCGCGUGGAGAUCGAAAUUCGUUCCGUGUGGAAACGGAAUAGUUACUGCCACGGUGCCAGCCAGAUGGUUGACGAAUUACAGGGCUGGGGUCACGGAUUCGAAUAGUUUGGUGCUGUGGUCGCUGGGAUCAAAGAAUUUGCAACUGCCUCCCGCGCCAGUCCAUACCUUUAUGGGCCAUACAGAUGUUAUUCUGGAUUUCAACUGGAAGCGCUCGUUUUCUUCGGCGACCACGCUUUCGUUGAGUGCGGGAGAGGAAGAGGAUUGCUGGAUUGUGAGCUGGUCAAAGGACCACACGCUAAGAUUCUGGGGGUUAGAUGUUCAAACUGAAAAACUUUUGGACAUGGAUCAGCUCACGGAUGCAGGAGACGAUAUGUCUCGAUCUUGUCGUUACUCGGAAUGUUCUUCCUCCUCGACCAAGUCGAGCCUAAAUGCGACUUCUCUACUGGAAGAGUUCGCUCUUAUUAACUGCAGAAGUGAGGAAGUGUCGGUUUCUGAAAAGAACAGCGACCUCCGCACUUGUACGAUUGUGAUGACGAAGAAACCGAUAGGAUUCACGAUCAAAGUUGAUUUCCCUCUCGGUUAUCCUAACGGCAUUGGUCCGUCUUUUGAAAUGACGGAAAGCCAAGGAAUGACUGAGGAUUUCAAAAACCACGUUCUAGCCAUGCUGAGGAAUGUGGCUCAGAAGCAGAUUGUGAAGAGUAAAAUGUGCCUUGAGCCUGCGAUCCGUCGAUUAGAAGCUCUUCUGAAAUCUGUCGGCGCAGGAACAUUUCCCAAAUUGAAGAAAACCCCUUCAUCCAGUGCGAAGUUGACGGAAAACCCCGCUGAAGCCGUUCCCGUUGCGGAAGAACCUGGAACGGAAAACUUUCAAUGGAAAGAAACUACGUUAACGUCGCUUUUCCACGCGAAUUUCCACGACGUGUCCGUGCCUUUUCCGCGGACUUCGGGUGCGCGUUUUUGUGGCCCCGGGUACCUUGUGUGCUUCGGUCGCCCAGGAAUGUACAAAAGCUACUCCGGUUUGACCAUCGCAUCGGCACCGAGUGAAAUUUCCAUCGAGAGAGGAGCCGGAGAAGCGAAUAGUUCUGCAAUGUCGACGUCGAAAGCCGCAAAAAGCAAAUCAAGGAAAGCCUUCGGAGUGGGCAUUCCUGUUGCUGUAACCGCAGCGGCACAAGGUCAAACUCCGAGGUCGCUUUCGGCACUGGGGGGAUUCAUGCCGGCGUCAGAUUUUGAUCCCAGUGUGCCUGUGUACACCCGACGAGGUUCGACAAGGAGACGAAGUCCGGCUUGUGUGUACUAUGAUACGCCUGUGCAAAUUCAUCAAGCGAGGAAACUUAAAAGUAAGUCUGGGGACAGCACCGGGGAAGGAGCUGAUCGUCGCAAGACUGGUGAUGGGAAAAUGGAGGCUGAUGUCGCUGAGUUCUCUGGAAGAAUGGCCGGAACGGUGGUGCACGUGUUCGAUAUAUCUCGACUUCUUCCUGCUUCGAGAGAUUUAGCGAAGAGAUACGUUGUUGAACCUGCUGAUCCCAUUGGGGCGUGUGUGCAUAACUCCGUCGUGUGUGAGGAAUAUGGAUAUAUGAGCUUGGCUAGAUCUUGGAAAUUAGCUGCUCAAAUCGCUUCGUCCGCUUGUAGAAUUCCCAACUCGCCAUUUGAAGUUCAGCUGGAUGAUUUACCUACAGGAAGAAAGCUAUUGGAGAGCAUGAUUGAUUAUUACGCGGGCAAAAUGAAGGAUGUUCAAAUGGCCGCUGCUCUUUGUUGCGUCUUUAGUUCAGGAAAGCAUCGCAUCAUGAAAUCGGGAGAUUCUCCAGUAAAACGUCGUACUCUUCCGAAAGUUCUGAAUCAAAGCUCGAGCUACAAUACCAUUCAUGAUCCAACUGGAAAUUCAACUCUUGGUUACUAUGGAGCCAGGCAAUGUCGGUCAAAUUCUUGGACUGAAGACAACCGAAUAAAACUUUGCUCUCCUGGCGAGUGGAACCUUAGCAUGGAACCACUUCAUGAGCAAAAGCCGAUACACGAAACCCCAUGUUCUUGUCAAAUGUCUCACAAUCAUAGCCCCACUUCUCGUGGUGCUCACGGUUUACUGAGUCCUAAUAGAUACGACGACUGGGACGAUUUCAAGCGAGCUUACGCACACGUUUUGGGCUGCUGGGACUUGCUGGCUGCUAGAGUGAGAGUGCUGAAAUUGAUUGAGAAGACCCGUGACCCGCGGGACAUUCAAGGAGAAAUGUGGAGUGCGAAGCUUCAUUGCCACUGUCGAAAGGAUGUUGGCACGAAACUAUGUGCUUCUUGUCAACGUCGAGGGAUCGUAUGUUCAAUUUGCCAGAUCGGAGUGAAGGGUUCCUCCAUCUUCUGCUUUGUGUGCGGACACGGAGGACAUAUUUUACACAUGGCAGACUGGUUUGAAUCGUUCCAGUUUUGUCCCUCUGGUUGCGGCUGUCAUUGCUCCGUCGAGAUGGAGAAAUAUUUCAGUCCAAUCAUUUCCACGAUCUCGUGACGACCUGAUUGGCGGGAUUCCUUACCCACAAAAUGGAUUUGACUCGGGGAGAUUCAUACGAAAAGGAAGAAAAGCUCGCUGAUGUGCCGUGGUGUUGAGUGAUGAUCGUCGAAGGUAAAUUCCGAGAAAAAGCGCUGUGAUGAAAUUUUAUUGUGAACACAUUAAACGUGGCUGUAUUUGACGGAAGUACAUGCAUUAUCGUGAUAGCCGAUUGUUCGCGAACUCGUUCUUCGAAUCUGAUUCAAGCUCUUGUUCUUAUAAAAAUAUUAAUGUCUUCUUAUCACAUCGAUCGUCGCUGCGGACGGAAUCGUCAGAGCCCAGUCGGGGAAUUGACGUCGAUAUUCUUGGAAUUUCGCGUCGUUCAGAGGAGCUCCGUGUUGAUAACUGCUGAUAAUGAGCAUCUCCAAUUUUACAUCCUCCGAUCCCUGAUUUUCUUCUCCCGUCUGCAAAAUAUAAGUUUCCCGCGUUAAAAAAAGGCAUUUAAGGUACUGUACUGUAUCAGAUAGUCGAAGGUGAUACAAUAUAAAAAAGAAUUGGGUUUUCAAAAAUACCCGUGCUUUGAAGCAUUUUUAAUUCAGAAAACCGCGACAAAUUGUCUACCACGUGCAUCUUUUUUCUCAGAAUUUUCGGGGGGAAAUUGGUGAUUAAGAAAGUUUACUUAAAUCCUGCGGAUCGAGAGACAUUUUUCCUGUGAAAAUUGUGGUAUGCAUGUUACGCGGCGGAAUGUGGUAUGUACACAAAUAAGCACGGUAAUAAAUUCUCAGAUUUUUCCAUUUAAAAAAUGAUUAAAAUGUGAGCGCAAUGGAUGUUAAUGGUAGUCACAUUUGCGCUUUUCUGACAUUAAUCUGCUUUUUAGUUCCAUCUCUGUUGGCUUGAACAGUAACGCACACGGGUAAAGUUAAUUCAAGGUGUUAAUUGUAUUUUUGAACAAUGAGAACCAUUUUUGUGCAUCUUCCUUACUCUCGUUUUUUUCAAUUCUCUCGAAAUAUUCACCACCGGUUCAGAUUCACUUGUGCGUGGGUUUUUUCAAACUUGGAACUUGCUAAAUUUUCCCAUGCUGCUUUGUCAUGAUGCCUUAUGAGGUCAUUACAGUGUACGGUACUUGGGUACGAUUCAAGUGGAAGCGAAGUUUCGUGCAUAUGGAAUGGUAGAAACGUUUCUUACUUGCUGUAUCUGAAUCCAGAAUACCAGUGGUGUUGUUGGAGGUAGACCGUGCGAAUAAAAAACGUAAUAAUUGGGUUGGCCGUUGAGCGGGUCGGCAAGAGAUGCCGUUACUGUUUCGUGGAAGGACCAUCUCGCGAUCUUCCAUCCACUGGUUGGCGAUACAACAAUCGCGAUGUGGUCCGGCCCUGAAUCAAGUCGAUUUCAUUGCAAAACCAUUUUUGAAGUGCAGAACGACUCCCAAUCAUUCGAAAUUCACUUUUCCCAUGUUCCCGAUAAACCAUGCGGGAAUUUCGAUUCAUUCGUAUGCGGUACUUCCCAAGGGAAGCGAAGUUGAACCUUAACACACUACCGCAUAUUUUCAACUUGAGUCGUCAUAUCUUCCUUUCGUUGAUCGACAACUUAUCCGGGCUUAUGCAAUAAGUUAUUUUCGGGAAUGUCUGUGAAUUCAGGUAGUCCGUGAAUUUUGUUUCGCGCUUUUUUAUUCAUUAAAAACAUUCGAUUGUCCGUAAAAUUUUAUUAUCCGGGCACAGGCAUCCUGUCAUUAAUCCGGGUUAUCGGGUUUCUUCUGUAAAUUUUAUUUCCAAAAAGAACUUUCUUUUUACCCCCCCCCCCCCCCC
This is a messenger RNA of Notodromas monacha, 5012 nucleotides long. The record is from the annotation of a GenBank genome assembly. Lineage: Eukaryota; Metazoa; Arthropoda; Ostracoda; Podocopida; Cyprididae.